AUCCCUUUCACACACUACAACAGCGAGUGGGGCCGGCUGGAGCCGCAGACUCUGUGGAUGGCGGCCGGAGCUGAGCCGGGAUAUUGGGAUACCGAGAACCGGAUCAACAAGGUGUACCAGCACAAGGACCCCGACGACCUGAAGACGCUGCAGAUCCAGUACAACUAGAGCAGGGGUCUCCACACGCUGCAGAAGGAUUCCGGCUGUGAGCUCCUGUCCGACGGGAGCGUCCGUGGAUCCCAUCGGGAAGGCUACGACGGGCGGGAUUUCAUCUCCUUUGAACUGGGAUCCAAGAGCUUCGUGGCGGCCGAUGGCGCUGCCCAGAUCACCAAGAGGAAAUGGGAAUCUGACGGGACCAUGGUGGAGGAGUUGACAAAUCUCUUGGAGCACACCUGCCUGGAAGUGCUCCGGAAACACGUCUGGUACGGGCAGGAGGCGCUGGAGCGAAAAGAGCCUCCUGAUGUCCAUGUCUCUGGAAAAGUGGAACACGGGAUCCUGACGUUGUCCUGCCGUGUGUAUGGAUUCUACCCUGGGAUCAUCGGGAUCAACUGGCUGAAGGGGGAUGAAAUCCGGGAUCAGGAGACGGAGUGGGGCGGGAUCGUUCCCAACAGCGACGGCACCUUCCACAGCUGGGCCAGGAUCGAGGCGCUGCCGGGGCAGCGGGAGCAGUACCGGUGCCGGGUGGAGCACGCCGGAAUGCCGGAGCCCGGGAUCUUCGUCUGGGAGCCAGAAUCCGGAUGGAAUUCCACCCCGGUGCUGGUCGCUGUGUCCGUCAUCGCUGCCAUCAUCAUCAUCAUCAUCAUUGGCCUCAUCCUCAUGAGAUUUGGCGUCUGGAAGCUCCGAUCCAGGGAUGCUGUGCCGCGGGUCCUGAUCCCACUUUAUUUCCAUAGGGAAGAGGGACAGGAAGGGACAUAACAUGGCAACUGGAAUAGACAUGUGAACCAACAGCUUGGCCACAGGAAUCACCGCCUGAGUGAU
Molecule: messenger RNA, 978 nt
Organism: Neopelma chrysocephalum (saffron-crested tyrant-manakin)
Lineage: Eukaryota; Metazoa; Chordata; Aves; Passeriformes; Pipridae
Product: class I histocompatibility antigen, F10 alpha chain-like
Exons: 6
Coding region: 358-915 (185 amino acids)
Biological process (GO): immune response
Cellular component (GO): external side of plasma membrane
Source: RefSeq, a predicted model, not a curated record